GGUGGAGACUUCAGGCCUGUUUGUGUUACGUUUAGGGAAGUUGCUCAAUAUCGGAAAUUCACAUUACACAGGACUGUUUUGACUCAGUUUCGUUAUUUUCCUUUUCUUGAGGGGGGACAAACUCAAUGGAGGACAAACACCAACCUCGACGUCGCUGCGAGUCUUUCAGUUAGAAAAAGAAAGAAACCUGUGUUAGCAACAAUGAACAAGUCUGUGACUUCCUCUACCUACAUCCGCAACCUCAACUAUAGUUUACUCCGCAAUCUAGCGGACUUCUUGGACCCUCAAGACAGAUGGAAAGAUAUCAUAGUGUCGAUACGGAAGCCGGGAGGGGAGUUAAAAUACUCUCAACACCAUGUUAGGUGGGAAUCUGUCUGUCUGUCUGUCUGUGUUUGUGUGUUUGUCAGUUUUCCUGUAUAUUUUACCUGUCUGUAUUUUCAGGAGAUUUGAAUGCCUCAUCGUUCAGGGUAAAAGUCCCACUGUGGAGCUGCUGACUGACUGGGGGACCACCAACAGUACAGUGGGCGAACUUGUGGACAUCUUACUGAGUAACAAGUUACUGGCUGCAGCCGGUCUCCUGAUACCUGGUAACAUUUCUAGAUACUAAAAGUGGUCACCAGUUAAACCAGUUAAAGUCAUCAGACAUCAAAUGCCCACAGACAUGCCCCCCACAUGUUUUUAUUGUUUCAAAGUUUUUCAAAAAAGCUUUUGAAUUGUUUUUUUAUAGUCUUCAAAGAACAUUAUUUAUAUAUAGGGGAGAGUGGGGUAAGUUGACCAUAGGAAACCACUCUUUUUUGUCAUGCUAUAUUAUAAAGUCAGUUAUGUUUACACUCAUUCUGUUGGUUUGCAGGGAUGAAAAACAUCCUGAAAUAUAUGCAGAUACACUAGUUAGAGACAAAGCUAUGAUUGCCUUGAUGUAGUGAUCUGAAAUAUGAAAAACGGCUCAUCUUACCCCACACUCCCCUACUAGGUGUUGUACCCAAAAGUUAAUUCACUUUUCCAUUUUUUUUUCUUUUCUGUCAAGACGCUGCGGAAGAGUGCACCUGUGCAUCACUACCACCAGUUUCUCCAGCACUUCAAGCAUACAAUGACUGUCCUACAAGAGUGCUGGAUGAGGGAGAUCCACAGCCACCACCUGCCAGCCCCGUGCAGCAAACACAGAGUCAACUUGAGACCACUGAAAUAGGCCAACAAGGUGCUUGCAGUUUUUUUCCUACAGUUUAGUAAAGCCAAUUUAGAAUCUGAUUUUUACACCUGAGUUACAUUCAGUCACAUGGUAAAAGAGGCUGGAAAUUACAUCAUAGGGAUACAGUCUUAUGAAGUGAUCUGAUUCGGUGACUGAGAAGAGAGUGCGAUGUAUGUAGCAACAACUAUCUAAAUGACAUUUUGACGUCCACAAAGUCAAAAUUAUAGAAGAUAUGCUUUUAAUAAAAAAUGAUUACAUAAAUGCAGGCAGCAGCAGAGUAACGUAAAGUACAAAAAUUAACAUGUAAAUUUUCUGUGAUUUCUGCUUUAGAUUUCUCCAGUUUCUUAUACCAUGAACUGAUGAGGGUUACAGGCAACUUUGAUGACCGGCCUAUAUCAGAUGGCGGCUGCAGGCUCGGAGAGGGAGGCUUUGGCACUGUGUAUAAAGGUCUCCUCAAUGACAAACCGGUGGCUAUUAAAAAACUCUGCCCAGUGAGUUAAAAAAAAUUAAAUAAUUUCAUUUGUAUACCUUUGUCAAUACUAAAAAUCUCAACACAUAAUAUGUUGUCUUUCAGGUAGAUGACGUCUCAAUAUAUGAGCUGCGGGUUCAGUUCGACCAAGAGAUCCAAACUCUGAAAGCGUAUGUCUCAUCUUUGGUCUUUGUCAUUCUGUUCGCUUUUGUGUGACUCAGAGCUACUUCAUAACCAUCAGACUUUAUUAGCUUGGAGAGGCCGACUCUUUUUGAAACACACAUCUUGAUCCAAAUAAUGGAACUAGGGAGUAAAAGCAAUAAUAAGCAGAAGACUGCAGGUUUAAUACCAGCAAACACCUUGUAUGACGCAGACAUACAACCAGUUAGAAUUUCUGCUUAAGUCACAUUGGAAAAUACACAUUUUUGUUCAUACAUGUUGUUAAGCAUUAUCCUGAGGUUUACGUCAAUGUUCAGUGAUGUUUGUUGGGAAACAAGCAAGAGAACGAAUAGGCAUAUCUCCAAACAUUGGUGUAAAUCAUGAUUUAUUGAUGUGCAAACACAGAUCUGAUAUGACAAGACUUUUCUUUCACAGGUUAAAACACGAACAUUUGGUUGACAUGGUCGGAUUUUCCUGUGAUGGACAGCACCCGUGUUUGGUGUAUGUGCUGAUGUCCAAUGGGUCUUUACUCGACCGGCUAGCUUGCUUGGUAAGAAGCAUCUCCCUUGCAGACUUUUGCAUCUGAAGAUGGCGUUCUUUCUUUGCGAAAUAGAAUUACUGAAUAGAGAGAGAGGAAAUGACAAACAUCAAACGUUUACAGCCAGGAGUUGAACCAGCAGUUAUCAAACCACUGGGCUAAAAUAGCCCCAAUUUCACAGACAUCAAUUUCUAUAACAUCCUAAUGAAGAUGGUUUUAUUGUCCCAUAAGGAAGGAAGUCCUCCUCUGCCUUGGCGACAGAGAUGCUCAAUAGCUGAAGGGACAGCCAGAGGCUUGGAGUACUUGCAUAACAAUCAUCAUGUCCACAGAGAUGUUAAAAGGUAAAUACAGAUGUGUCUGUCUCCUUUACAAAUAUCUGCUCUGAAAUGCAAAGUGCAACAUUUUGAAAUAAAUACUUGUUGACUUUCCUGCGUAUUUUCAGUAAAGACCGAACCCACUCUGAAAGCCCAUUUAUACUGAAUCACAUCAUGCAUCCUCUGCAAAUCAAAUCGCCAUCUGAUCUCACAGAGCAAAUGCAGCCAGGGCGCAUUUGGAGUGGAUUGUAAUAUCAUUUCCCAAACCAUCUCUUAGACAUAAUCAUGACAUAUGAAGGUCAAAAAUAGUGGAUGCACUGAUCUUGGUAUAAAAAAUGUGAAAGGAUAUCGAGGAUAUUUCUGGACUGGAUGUUGAAGAUUUAAUGUUUAAAAGUGAGCCCCAAACGAACGGGUUUGUGGAUGUUGUUAGAUUUGGCCGGAGCCAGAAGAACUGUCGCUACUCAUUCUGCUAUACUGAGCUAACUAGCUGCUAGCUGUUGCUUUACAUUUUCCCAUUAGACACAAUUUUGGUGUCAAUUUCCAAAACAUAGACACACUCUAAAUUUAUGAAUCAGGUUACGUGACUCCUUUAUUUUUUUUCCUCAGUGCAAAUAUCCUGUUAGAUGAAAAUUUUGUGGCAAAGAUCUCCGACUUUGGGCUGACAAGGGCGUCAGCCAAGCGUACAUCGACAACCAUGAUGACAGAGAGGGUCGUGGGUACCCGUGCAUACAUGGCACCUGAGGCAAUGAGAGGAGAGAUCACUGCAAAAUCUGACGUCUUCAGCUUUGGAGUGGUAGGCUUUCUCUCUCUCUCUCCACACACACACACAUAGGGAUAUUAUGUCAGGAAGGAAAAGUGCAGCAGUAAUGUGAAAUAUUCAACAUGACUCAGCAGUUUAGUUGAGUGCAAGGUUCUCCUAAAGUACUGACACAUAGAUAAAUGCAGGAUGCAAACAUUACAGUAUACAUUUCUCUGCAUUUGUGAAACAAGAGCUCUAUUUUUUGUAUCAGCUGUGGAUUCCUAGUGCACAACUGUAUCAGAGACUAUAGUUUUCAAAUGUUUAAUCUAAUGUCUGACAUUGGGUAAUGAUUUAUGGGCUCAGCAGCAUUGCAUUAAACAGUCUGUCCAUCCGUUGACUCAGUAUAUCCAACUUACACUGUAUGUCUUUUAGUACAGCUGUGAAAACACUGCACUAUCUGAGAUCCUGCUUGGCUCAUGGACAGGUAAUAAAGGUUUUCUGUCAACCAGGGCCAUGUUAUUAACCUCAUCUCUCUGCCCUCUACAGGUGUUGUUAGAAAUAUUGUCUGGACUCCCGCCAGCCGCUGAAAACCAGGAGCCACAGUUCUUGGUAGGCAGCACAAAAGAGGCUUUCACUGCAGAUCUAUCAAGCAUCACUUUAAGAGUACAGCAUAUUAAAGACUUAGUAUUUAAUAACUAAGGAUAUCUUAUCUUGCGGUAGCCAUUAGUGAGUAAUUGUAAGGAUUUGAGUGAGCGUUAUCUGCGGUGACUCUUCUUUAAAUGAUAAAACACGAGGUCAAAUUUGGAGUGUAUGGCGAAUGAAAUCAGACUCUUAAAAUCAAAUUUAUCUGGAGUGUAAAAGCACUUGAAACAAGGCAAAAAUAGUGAAUUUAAUAGUUAUUUUCCUCUCCUUCAGAUGGAGAUGAGGUAUGAUAUAGAUGACGAAGAUGAGGACCUGACUUUGGAGGACUUCCUGGACAAAAAGAUGGGAGAUUGGGAGCAGAGCCACGUGGAGAGUAUCUACUCUUUAGCCUGUAACUGUCUCCACGAGAGGAAAAACAGACGGCCAGUCAUCAAACAGGUACAGUAAAGGAAGACAGAUACUAACAUUCACAGUGUAAGCCACUGUGUGAAGAGUCUGCACACACUGAAGUGAACCCUCAUAUUAUUAGCUCCAGAGCACAGCUGUUCAGAGUUUUGGCCUGUUUGUAUCUGGAAACGAAUGAGCCACAUUUUUCCAUCUGGAUUAGAUAAUCUGUCUUACUUUGUCCAGGCUUUUAAGGAAUUCAAGGGUUAUAACUGGGACGUCAUAGCUGAAAGUUUGCCUACAGGGGGCACUAAAAUCCACACAAACUGAAAGAUCUUGGCAGCUGCUUUGAAUUAUUUUAUGUCUGGUAUGAGAAGCUAUUUGGUGAAUUCAGAAAUCCUUCUUACAACUUUUCAACAACUCAAACUGAAGGUUUAUCCAGUAAAAAAGCAAGAUUGUGUCACCCUAUCUGCUAUGCUAAUUCACUCUCGUGUGCAACUUGGUUUUCUUUGUCAAUAAGUGUGGAAGAAAGUCCCAAACACCUCUUGACAAACCUCAUCUAACUGACCCAAACUAGUGGUGUGUCGUUCGCGAACGAUUCGUUCAAAAGAACCAAAUCUCUUAAGUGAACGUACUGAUUAAAUCACUUCCUCGAGUGAUUCGUUCGUUUCUCACUUCAGUUAAGCUGAAGUGAGAAACAGCAUUGCCAGGCCAGCAGCCAGCGAACGAGGAACCACAUGCACCGACACCUGAAUCACUUGGUGAACGAAUCACGCAUUGAACUACACUCUCUGGAAUCAUUUUUGUUGUACAAAAGUACCUUUUCUUUAAUUUUCACUGCUAAAUUGCCAUAACAACAACUUGCCUACAAUAGGACACAGCAUGUAACAAAUAGUGCAUUAAACCUGCAGCAUCCUAUCAUUGCAACGGUUUGCGAGGGAACGGAUUCUAGUGAUUCAGUACAUCUAAAACAACUGCCAUGCCCCUCACUAACCCAAACUAACAAUGUCUGGAUCGUUUUGUUUAUAUGAUCCAGCUGCCCGUCUGCCAGUCUGCAGCCAUGUCUCAGUCUCAUUGAUUUGACUGGAGUCUUGGGUAUUUAAAAAAAACAAAAUUAUAAUGUUCAACCUCAGUGAACACAGCAGCGCACAUUUGGUGCAUAGUUAAGAGUUUACAGCUGUGAGAAAAAUGCAGGACGAGUUUAGUUAAGUUCAAAAUAAACUCAAGCUCCAGUUUGGCUUAAAUUGUAUGUUUGGGUGGGACAAUGAAAGUUUAACAACAGAGGAAAUCUAUGAUGCACAGCUUUGGCUACACAGACAAUAUCUGUGAGUGGGAGCAAUUCAUCUGGUUUUUCUCUUCUUUGCAAAAACUUGCUUUUUCCCUUAUUUAAUAAAUUAGAAAUGCAAAACCAAUGCUGUAUUCUGGUUCCUUAAUCAAUCAAGUAAAAAACACAAAAAAUUCACGUUCAGCGUUUGAAAAUUCUCUGUAAAGUUUUGGCAGGUUAUUGGCCAAACUGCUGACUGUGAACGAGAACAGGCCUAAGCCUCGUAUAGAGUUUGGAUCAAAUUUGAGGUUUCACUCUGUAUGAACAAGAUACUCUGAAGCAUGUAUGAUAACUUGUAACUCAAUAACAAUAUCUAUGUUAACAGGUCCUGUUGGAGAUCAAAGGAGUGGUCAAAAACUUGUCUUUGGACUUCAAGGCUUAGCAGUGAAACAUCCCAGAGAAGAGACGAGAUUUCUGAGCCGUUUUUGUAAUGUUUGAACUGACUGAACAGGUUUGAAGGAAUGAUUGUUUCAUAACUAUAUUUUUUUUAUAAAUGAGACAAUUUUUUGUGUUUUUUAAUGUAUUUUAGAAAAGAAGUGCCUAGCUUGGUUGACAGCUGUAUCUAUCCUGCAUCAUGUUGAGGCUGUUUGUCAGAGGGUUUGAUGACAAAACAGCUUUUAAAAGGUCAAAACAAUCACCUGCACUGGUACCCCUAUGUAUUUAUAACGAUGACUGUUUAAAAAAUAAAUGUUUGAAACCAAAAA
Molecule: messenger RNA, 6459 nt
Organism: Xyrichtys novacula (pearly razorfish)
Lineage: Eukaryota; Metazoa; Chordata; Actinopteri; Labriformes; Labridae
Source: the annotation of a GenBank genome assembly